Ectocarpus sp. CCAP 1310/34 is the source of this 468-nucleotide messenger RNA. The record is from the annotation of a GenBank genome assembly. Lineage: Eukaryota; Phaeophyceae; Ectocarpales; Ectocarpaceae.
GUACAACGUUGCUUUUGCGUGUAUGGUUGGAGCUUCGUUCGCUUCUUGGCUCAAAAACAUGGCGAAAAUAUGAAAAAUGAUGCACGAACGAACUGCCUUUCCCGGGCAAUCAUCCCCGUCGCUGCUGCUGUCUUACCUCGCUGUCCUCCGCGUGCAUGUCAAUCGAUCCGCGCUCCAGGCGUUAACUUUAUGGAAAAGACCAUCACACUCAGGAAUACCGAAAUUACGUUCAGUAUUUGGGAUUUGGGCGGGCAGCGGGAAUUCCUGAGCAUGCUUCCUCUGGUAUGUAACGAUGCGGUGGCUAUCUUUUUCAUGUUCGACCUUUCCCGGAAGAGCACGCUCAACUCGGUCAAGGAGUGGUACCGACAGGUGAGAUAUAUGAUUAAGAGAGAGCAACCGACGGAUGGGACAGAUGACCAGUUCACCGAGGGGCAUGCCGUAUGGGGCGGGGAGAUUGCACCCCCCUAG